Molecule: messenger RNA, 1109 nt
Organism: Cynoglossus semilaevis (tongue sole)
Lineage: Eukaryota; Metazoa; Chordata; Actinopteri; Pleuronectiformes; Cynoglossidae
Exons: 3
Coding region: 215-1021 (268 amino acids)
Source: RefSeq, a predicted model, not a curated record
AGCGCCCCCUGGUGCUAGAACCUACAGCAUCGUCACCUUUUAUGCAGCUUGAAAUAAAUGAAAUCUGUCGCUCAGAAUCAACCUGACAACAGGGGGCGCUCUCUAUAUAUGGUCAGACACAAUGAUGAAGUAUAUAAAAGGGCAGCAGUGCAGUAUCUGGUUUACUGACUGGUGACGUGACUGUGUGACCUUUGACCUGUGACAUCACAGUGUGAUGUCAUGGUCGAUGAUGGCUGCAGCUGUUGUUGUUGGCUUUAAUCAGCAGCAGGUGGCGAUGUGCUCUCAUCAGUGCCAUGGUCUUCAUCUGCAGCUGCUGCUCCGUCAGAACUCCCAGAGUGCUUCACUUCACCCAGGAACCAUGUCCACCCUAAAAUCUGGAUCUACUCUCCGGUCUUUGCUUCUGACUCCAGAGAGAAUUCCGACCUUUUUCAUCCCGAGCCGCAGUCCCCUCCUGACACUGUCCCCUCGGCACAGCUCCCCCGACCGGGUCAGACUCCUGUCAGACCCUGAUGACGACGAUGACGACGGGCCAGUGACGAGCCCCGUCCCUGCGGCCUCACCUAGGUUCUUGCUCCGUCUCCCACCAAGGAUUAGAACUCCUCGCCACUGCUCCAGAGCCGCAGACACGGAUGUCACGACCCGGGCGGCCAUGUCGCUGCCACAUGUGGAGAAGGUGACCACGCCCUACGGUUUCCGGGCCGUUCUGGCCGCGAGCCCCUGCACGCGACGACGGGAGUCGCUGUUUCACAGGAACACAAGGGUGAAAGUGAUGGUGACCGAGGCAGAGGAGCAGCAGGAGCAGCAGGAGCAGGAGGAGCAGCAGGAGCAGCAGGAGCCGUCCUCCCCCUCUCCACCUUCUCCUCCUGCUUCAGGUACCGACCCAGUUGCUGGUACUGGUUCCAGCAGGUCCAAAAUCAGGAGUCUGGGUCUGCAUAUGAUGAAGGAACUCAAAAAACCUGCAGCUGCUCUGAAAGCUCUAAGUCCCGCCCCUCGCAGGACCGAGGGUCGACGUCACAAGUGACGACACUCGUCACAUGUUAUGUUUUUAUUAUUCCGUAGUUUUUGUGUCGUUUUAAUCAAAGCUUGAAUUAAAAUCUCUAACAACUUGA